This is a messenger RNA of Dibothriocephalus latus, 714 nucleotides long. NCBI's taxonomy places the organism in Eukaryota, Metazoa, Platyhelminthes, Cestoda, Diphyllobothriidea, Diphyllobothriidae. The record is from the annotation of a GenBank genome assembly.
GAAUACAUCUUGGAAGUUGACAGCGCUCGUGCCUCUGUUGAGCACGGCAACUCAAGGCCCACUCAACACUUCACUUCUAUUUUCAACACCUUCGUCCUCAUGACCCUCUUCAAUGAAAUGAACGCUCGCAAGAUCCAUGGCCAACGUAACAUCUUCAGUGGACUCUUCAGGAAUUGGAUCUUUCUGACCAUCUGGAUCUCAACAUUCAUACUGCAGAUCAUAAUCGUCCAGUUCGGUGGUUUCGCUUUUAGCACAAUGGCGCUAGAUAUCGACCAGUGGAUGUGGUGUCUAUUUUUCGGCAUCGGAGAACUAAUUAUUGGUCAGGUCAUUAUUUGCAUCCCGGAUAGCAUUAUACCAGAGUGCAAGAGGAAACGACCAGCGAAGGCCGCUGAGGUCGAAGAGGAAGAAGAGGAAGAGGAUAUUGAAGCUGAACCCUCCGGCAUACCCUCUGAGGAAGAGACUGCUGUGAAGGGCCAGAUUCUCUGGAUUAGAGGCCUUAAUCGAUUGCAGACGCAGCUUAAAGUUGUCAACGCUUUCCGCAUGGGUCUAGACUCUCGCUACGAUCGGGAUCAGCGCAAAAGCCUGAGCGCGAUCGCCUUCAAACAGCGCCAAAGUGCAUCGCUCGAAUAUGCUGACGCGGAGAACAAUGUGGACCCUUCGCAAAAGCAGUCGACACACGAAAUGGACAUCAUUAUGCACCAAGCCAACAGAUAG